UGGAGCGCGCCUAUAAAAUGAGCAAAACACGACGCGCUCUCGAACAGUCGCUCGACUUACGGAGAUAAAACGCGGCGACCGUCCCAAUCAGUCGACGUACAGCGCUGCAACAACAAAGACCACGACUAGAAGACUAAGAACUGAGUGCAAAAGUAAAUAAAUAGCGAGUUUUAACUGUGUUUUGAUACGCGUGGCGCACAAAUCAAGCAAAAACAGUGUGGCAAACCCAACUAGAAGACAAAUAAUUUGGCCAGCCAUAAACUAAACUAAACUUUUUAUGGCUCAGCAGCAUCAAAAGAACAUAAGCAGCAGCAGCAAUAGCAACAGCAGCUAGCAAACACACAACAGCGGAAACAACAAACAACAUUGCUGAUUUAUACAAAUACAAAUAGUUCACUUUUUGCAACAAAGCGAUUUAAAGCACAAUUGAUAUAUUGUUGUAAUUAUUAUAGUUGUUCUUGUUGCUGUUGUUGUUGUUAUUCGAACUGCACGCAAAAGACUUUUGCCAGCUGUUCGUUGGAGCGAAAUUGCGGUAAAAGUACAAUACACGAAAAUCGGAAAAUCCAAUAAGAAAAGCGAGAGUGUACUUGUGGCUGUAUCUGUGUGUGUAAGCGGGGCCCCGGUCAACGUCCUGCCUAAAAGUAGGGUUAUGUACGCUCGUAUCCUCGCUGCUGCUAUCGUCGGCUGCUGCUGAAGGUGAGCGAAGGACAUUGCGCCUACCGGCUGCUAUACCACGUAGUAAAGGCGACCGACCCACAGAGCCACAACUGAUUAUAAAAAAAAAAAUACCAACACUCACAAAAGACACUCAACAUGCGCAUUUUUCCUGUACGCCUCUCGGCCGCCUCGUCCUCGAUGGCGAGCCUGGCCAAAAUGUUGGAUUUCUACUCGGGCUUCAAUCCGUCGCCGCUGUCAAUAAAACAGUUUAUGGAUUUUGGUCAAAAUGCAUGCGAAAAGAAAUCCUUUAUAUUUCUGCGCAAGGAGCUGCCCGUGCGGCUGGCGAACAUCAUGAAGGAGAUUGCUUUACUGCCCGACAAUCUGCUGCACACACGAUCCGUGAGCGAGGUGAGCUCGUGGUAUGUGAAGAGCUUCGAGGAUGUGCUGGAGUACGAGAAGGUGGAGCCCACGCAUGAAAAUCUGCAAAAAUUUGUUCGCGAUUUGGAUCUCAUUAGGAAUCGUCACAAUGAUGUGGUGCAGACCAUGGCGCAGGGCGUCAUCGAGAUGAAGGAGAACGAGGGCGGCAAUGUGGAAGCGCCCACGGAGAGCUCCAUACAAUAUUUCCUCGAUCGGCUCUACAUGUCGCGCAUUAGCAUACGAAUGCUGAUCAAUCAGCACACUCUGCUGUUUGGCUCCAGUCCGCAUUCGCAGGGCCGUCACAUUGGCUGCCUGGAUCCCGCCUGCGAUAUCUCCGAUGUGGUGCGCGACGCCUACGAGAACGCGCGCUUCCUCUGUGAUCAGUACUACUUGACCAGUCCGGCUCUGGAGAUCCAGCAGCACAGCUCGACCGAUGAGGGCAUACCCAUACGCACUGUCUACGUGCCUUCGCAUUUGUACUAUAUGCUCUUUGAGCUGUUUAAGAACUCGAUGCGCGCCGUUGUCGAGCAUCACAACCAGGACAGCUGCGACUCGCUGCCGCCGCUCAAGGUGCACAUCUGUCGCGGCAAGGAGGACAUAUGCGUCAAGAUCUCCGAUCAGGGCGGCGGCAUCCCGCGCUCCCAGUCCGAUCAGCUGUUCAAGUACAUGUACAGCACGGCGCCUCAGCCAUCCAAGUCGGAUCUGCACACGGUGCCGCUGGCUGGCUAUGGCUACGGCCUGCCCAUCUCCCGGCUCUAUGCUCGCUAUUUCCAUGGCGACAUUGUGCUGCUGUCCUGCGAGGGCUUUGGCACCGAUGCCAUUAUCUACCUGAAGGCACUUUCCGAUGAGGCCAACGAGCUGUUGCCCAUCUUCAAUAAGACGAGCUCAAAGUUCUAUAGGGCCACGGUGCCCACAGGUGACUGGUCCAAUCAGAACUUUUCCAAUCGUUGGCGUUAUUUAUAUGGUUUCUUGAAAAAUUUAUGAAUACUCUUGAAAGACUGCACCAAUUGUAUAGGGUAUUUCAACUACAGCACUGCUUAGGAAACUAUUCAAUUUACAAUUUUUAAUUAAUUUUAGUUAUUUAUAAAUGAAAAGUAGAAAUUAUACAAAUUAUAUUUAAAGAUGGAUAAGGAUAGAGGCUAACGAAUAAUUCGGUCGUGAAUUUGAUGAGAGGCAACUGAAACUCAAUUCAGACUUUUCUUAUAAAGAUUUAACUUAUUUAGUUAUUAAAUUAAAAUUUUGAUUUGCUUUAAAUAAAACUCUAUAAAGAACUCUUGUCCACUAUAUACCCUGUAAUGCUGCUAAUGGUGUUGGUUCAAGCACAAAGCCCACACAAAGCAUUUAAAUUUUAGGAAUUUUGAUUGUCUAACUGAAUUAAUUGAUUGAUUGCAGAGCUCGGACAUGAAUGCAAGGCAGCUAAAUGCGACCAUAUCGAGACGCUACAGCGACUUGGAAUAGAGAAUCGUCAU
Molecule: messenger RNA, 2543 nt
Organism: Drosophila mojavensis
Lineage: Eukaryota; Metazoa; Arthropoda; Insecta; Diptera; Drosophilidae
Gene: Pdk
Product: pyruvate dehydrogenase (acetyl-transferring) kinase, mitochondrial
Exons: 6
Coding region: 814-2058 (414 amino acids)
Biological process (GO): regulation of glucose metabolic process; protein phosphorylation
Cellular component (GO): mitochondrion
Molecular function (GO): pyruvate dehydrogenase (acetyl-transferring) kinase activity
Source: RefSeq, a predicted model, not a curated record